AUGGCGGGGAUGGCGGCGGCGGUGGCGAAGCAGCGGGCGGCGGCGGGGGGCGCGGGGGCGCACGGCCGCGCCACCCCUUUCCUGGGCCAGGACUUCGCGGCGCUGCGGCGGGAGUGCCUGCGAGCCGGGCGGCUCUUCGAGGACCCCUGCUUCCCCGCCGCCGCCGCCGCCCUCGGCUUCAGGGAGCUGGGGCCGGGCUCCGGCAAGGCGCGGGGCGUCGUGUGGCGCAGACCCACGGAGCUGUGCGCCCGGCCGCAGUUCGUGGCAGGCGGAGCCACCCGCACGGACAUCUGCCAGGGAGCCCUAGGAGACUGUUGGCUCUUGGCAGCUAUUGCAUCUCUCACCCUGAAUGAAGAAAUUCUUGCCCGUGUUGUUCCCAAAGAUCAGAGCUUCCAGGAUAAUUAUGCAGGAAUCUUCCACUUCCAGUUCUGGCAGUAUGGGGAGUGGAUGGAUGUGGUGGUUGAUGACAGGCUGCCCACCAAGAACGGGGAGCUGCUCUUCGUCCACUCGGCGGAGGGCAGCGAGUUCUGGAGCGCCCUGCUGGAGAAGGCCUAUGCCAAGCUGAAUGGCUCCUAUGAGUCUCUUUCUGGGGGCACCACCACUGAAGGCUUUGAAGACUUCACUGGUGGAAUUGCAGAAUGGUAUGAGCUGCAGAAGGCACCACCCAACCUCUUCAAAAUCAUUCAGAAGGCACUUCAAAAAGGCUCUCUCCUUGGCUGCUCUAUUGAUAUUACAAGUGCAGCGGAGACAGAGGCAGUCACUUCCCAGAAGCUGGUCAAAGGACAUGCGUACUCUGUUACAGGUGCCGAAGAGGUGAACUUCAGAGGAAGCAUACAAAAGCUGAUCAGAAUCCGAAAUCCUUGGGGGGAAGUGGAAUGGACUGGCAAAUGGAACGACAACUGCCCAAACUGGAAUGGCGUUGACCCUGUGGUACGGGAGCAGCUGACUAGGAGACAUGAAGAUGGGGAAUUUUGGAUGGCAUUCAAUGACUUUCUGAGACAUUACUCCCGCCUUGAGAUCUGCAAUUUGACUCCAGACACCCUCGCAAGUGACAGGUACAAGAAGUGGAGUCUGUUGAAAUUGGAUGGGAACUGGAGACGAGGAGCCACUGCAGGGGGUUGCAGGAAUUACCCAAACACUUUCUGGAUGAAUCCACAGUACUUAAUCAAGCUGGAAGAAGAAGAUGGGGAUCCAGACGAUCCUGAGAAGGGCUGCACUUUCCUAAUUGGCCUGAUUCAGAAACACCGUAGGAGGCAGAGGAAGAUGGGAGAGGACAUGCACACCAUUGGCUUUGCAAUUUAUGAGGUGCCCCCAGAGUUUUCUGGCCAGACGAAUGUUCAUCUGAGCAAAAACUUUUUCCUGACAAACAAAGCGAGAGAGAGGUCAAACACCUUUAUCAACCUCCGAGAAGUGUUGAACCGGUUCAAGCUUCCUGCGGGAGAAUAUAUCAUCGUGCCGUCUACCUUUGAACCCGACAAGAAUGGGGAUUUCUGCCUCCGAGUCUUCUCUGAAAAAAAUGCCGAUUCCAAGGUUAUAGAUGAUGAAAUAGAGGCCAAUUUUGAAGAGGCUGAGAUCAGUGAGGAUGACAUUGAACCCAGUUUUAAAAAAACCUUUGGACAGCUAGCAGGAAGUGAUGCAGAGAUCUCUGCCUUUGAACUGCGCAAUAUCUUGAAUAAAAUCAUGGCUAGACGCCAGGAUAUUAAAUCGGAUGGCUUUAGUAUUGAGACGUGCAAAAUAAUGGUUGACCUAUUAGAUACUGAUGGGAGCGGUAAACUGGGACUGAAGGAAUUCCACACGCUCUGGACAAAGAUUCAGAAAUACCAGAAAAUUUACAGAGAAAUUGAUGUGGAUCGAUCUGGUACCAUGAACUCGUAUGAGAUGAGGAGAGCACUGGAAGCAGCAGGGUUCAAGUUGAACUGCCAGUUACAUCAAGUCAUUGUGGCUCGUUUUGCUGAUGAAGAGCUCAUCAUUGAUUUUGAUAACUUUGUCCGGUGUCUGAUUCGACUGGAAACUUUGUUCAAAAUGUUUAGAAAACUGGAUACUGAGAAAACUGGAGCAAUAGAACUGAACCUUGUUACUUGGCUGUGCUUUACUAUAAUUUGAAGCACUGACAUCAGCUGAAGACAUCUAAAAAAGAUGAAGAUUCUGUGAGGAUAAUCAUGCAACAUACCAGGGGAAAAAAAUAGUGGAUGUGCCUUAAAUUAUGAAUGAUAACUUCCCACAGUUACUAGGAGGAAUCACAGUUGAAGAAUCUGCAGCCUCAUUUUAGAGAUAGGACAGUCUUUAUCUACUAUUAUAUAGCCUCUGUUCAGAAGCUUUAAUUUAGUAAAUAUUCAAUGUAACUUUUGAAAAUACUGCUUUGCUGGUAUCCUCAUAUUUAUUGUAUAUUUUAUGACUUCUGGAGGAAAAAAAAAACUGCUUAUAGAUUAUCAGUCUGGUUCAUUAAGUGCUUUCUGAAUAACAGCACAGUUAACUGUUCUGUUUGGUCCCAUGUAUGUGCAACUAGAAAAGGGAUGGUGCUGCGCAUCUCAAACACUGAUGUUUAAGUUAAAUGUGCAUCUCUUAUCUUUGCAGUCAAGCCCUAACAUUAUUCAGGUUAAAUAUUCUUUGAAGAAUUUGAGUAGCAAAUACCAGUGGGACCAAAUGGAGGACAAGUCUUUCCAGCCUGCCCAUUGAGGUCCAUUUAUAGCAGAAGGCUGUUGGCAGCCAGAAUCUUUAAGAGAAAGCUGGUGCGGUCACAGAGAUUCUUCAUUUCCUGCCUCUUGUUUAUGUUCCUUUGAAAUACAAGAAAUAUUACUUCCCCUUUUCUGUUUUCUUAUAAGAAGUUUCAUAUAUAAUGUUUGCAAGGCCAUUACUCCUUCUUGAAAGAGGCAUGUGCUUCUUUGAGCUGGGUUCUCACAGAAUAUAUAGAUAUGCAGAACUUCAGUUGACAGGAACGGAGUAAGUUUCUUUUUAAGGGGAAAACAGCACUCUGGAUCCAAAACUGUAAGGCACUGAGAGAUGCUCUAGCUGGAUUGUGGUUACUGAAAUAGGCAGCCUGAUACUGUGGAAGGCUGAGGGUACAGGCAGUGAAUUUUUCCAAGAAGGUUGAUCAACAGUGUGCAUAUACCCUGUAUUCUUCCUACUAAAAUUACGAGGCUGUGAGCAGUGGAAGACCACUGCUUCAGAUAUCUCAAUUCAGCUGACUUAAUCUUGUCCAUGUGAGGAAAUGUAUCCUCUUUCCUACUAAGUUUUGUGUUUUUUUUUUUCUUUCAGAAAGCAGUAAACAUGAGCCUGAAGGUGAUUGUAGAGAGGAGCCUUACAAAAAUUCCUCUCCCUGAAGGAAAGAUUUGAUCUUUUCUAAGUAAUGCUCAUUGGCCAGUGAUUACUCCUGAGCAGAUAGAUACAAAGGAUAGUUCUAUGGGAAAGAUUUUAUUUCAAAAAUACUUGUACCAAGUCUUUUUUCUUACAUGUGUCUCCCAGCUUCUACAGUUAACAAAAGAUACAUGCAACUAACAGAUACUGGCUGUUUUAAAUGCAGAAAGUCAAGCCUGAAACAGAGCCCCUCCUCCCUCUUCAAUACAGAAAAUAACUGAAUGUUACCAUAACAGAAUGGUACCUUGUAGUGUUAACAUUGUCAAGUGGUCUAACAUAAAAGCUGGACAUUAAAAUACCCAGGAGUUAAGGCUUAUGAGGAGAAAAGAGUUUAAUGGUAUCACAGUCAAAUAAAAACAACUGUCAAGACUACAGAAAGUUUCUACACUUAGUUUCAAAGUACAAAAGACAAUAAAUACACAAGGCUCUUUGUAAAAAGAGGAGUCUAAAACUACAUCGUCUGGUAUAUAGCAUGUAAUAUUUUGAAUAUAUGGAAUUCCUAAGAUGCUA
Rhea pennata is the source of this 3864-nucleotide messenger RNA. Its product is annotated as calpain-2 catalytic subunit. Gene Ontology annotation, molecular function: calcium-dependent cysteine-type endopeptidase activity; calcium ion binding. Lineage: Eukaryota; Metazoa; Chordata; Aves; Rheiformes; Rheidae. Bases 1 to 2103 code for a protein of 700 amino acids. The transcript is spliced from 21 exons. Gene Ontology annotation, biological process: proteolysis. Gene Ontology annotation, cellular component: cytoplasm. The record is from RefSeq and is a predicted model, not a curated record.